Acyrthosiphon pisum (pea aphid) is the source of this 776-nucleotide messenger RNA. RefSeq lists its product as uncharacterized. Lineage: Eukaryota; Metazoa; Arthropoda; Insecta; Hemiptera; Aphididae. The record is from RefSeq and is a predicted model, not a curated record. Bases 46 to 627 code for a protein of 193 amino acids. The transcript has 3 exons.
UUAUUAUUUGCAGGAUUUGCUGUAUUAGAUAUUAGCAAAACGUUAAUGUAUGAUUACCACUAUAAUGUCAUGCAGAAACAUUAUGGAGAUAGAAUUAAGCUUAUGUACACUGACACAGAUUCACUAGUGUAUCAUGUUCAGACAGAAGAUUUUUAUGUGGACUUGGCGGCUAACCACAGCUUGUUGGAUAGGAUGGAUACUGCUAACCUGCCCAUUGACCAUCCUUGUUAUGUGGCAGAAAGAAAGAAGACUCCGGGCUUCUUCUCCGACGAUGUGGACGGGGAUAUUAUUACUGAGUUCUGUGCGUUGAGGGCCAAGUCGUAUGCCUAUAAUAAAUAUGCUGUAGAGGGCAGAGUAGGAGGAGGAGAAAAUAUCAAGGCGAAGGGUAUCAGAGCUCAUGUGGUUAAAAACCAUAUGACUCUUGAAGACCAUAGAAAGUGCCUGUUUGGAGAAGUUGGACUGGAGUUGAAUAGAGACAAUGUAUCGAUACGGUCAUUCAAUCACCAGCUUAUGACGAUAAAGACCAGGAAGCUAACGUACAACAGCUAUGAUGAUAAGAGGGUGGUGUUAGAGGACAAAAUAAACACACUAGCCCAUGGUCAUUAUAGUAUAGAGGAGGAUGAUUAGCCUGAGAUCAUAACUGGAAUGAAGAAGAGAGACCUUCAACAUUGCUUAACCUGAUUUUAUAUAUUUUUAUUGUUAUAUAUUGAUUAUUACAAAUAACUUAUAAACAACUGUUUAGUUUUGUAUAUAUAUUGUAAAUAUUAUAUUAUACU